Messenger RNA from Trichoderma citrinoviride, 1272 nucleotides. RefSeq lists its product as hypothetical. NCBI's taxonomy places the organism in Eukaryota, Fungi, Ascomycota, Sordariomycetes, Hypocreales, Hypocreaceae. Bases 1 to 1272 code for a protein of 423 amino acids. The record is from RefSeq and is a predicted model, not a curated record. The transcript has 3 exons.
AUGUAUCUACACAGUCGGACGGCGCAACGUGCCGAUGCCAGCGCUCGGCUGGCGCAAUCGGCUCGCCACGUUCACCAGCUGCAGCGGCGAGGCCUCAGCGGUAGCAUCAUAGGCGCUAUCCUGCUAGGCGUCGCCGUAUUCGUCAUUGUUCUUGUCCUCAUUAUCGGAUACAUCAAGCGGAGGAAGAAUAAUAAUAAAAAGGCCAAGUACGAGCGAGCCCACGGAGACGACACCACCGAGGUAGCCUCCAGCUCGCGAACCGUCAACGCCGCCUCAACCAACUCAAGAACCGGUCGAUCUACCCAGCCCCCCGCCGCGUCGUCAAAUCGCAACAAUGCCGCCGCUAGCAACGUGGACCGCAACACUUCGGUUCGCUCCGUCAUGACCCUGCCGGCCUACCGCCAGAUGGCUUCGCACAACGAACAGGUUCUGGGCCGAGAGGGCGAGAGAGAUGGCAUCGAUGUGAUUGUCGAUCUGCCCACCGAGGAGGAAUUGGAAGCGCUGCGCGACGAAGAGAUGGAGAGCAUGUAUCAGAUCCGGCUUGCGCGGCGGCAGAUGAUCGAGGAGCAGCAGCAGAGGAGGGCGGCUCGCGAGGAGGCUCGACGACGAGGCGACACCGCCACCCUGGCCGAGCUCCGUGCCCGCGCCCGCGCUGCGAGCAACAACAACCAGACCAUCGAGGAGCUCCGCCGGGAAAUGGAGCGGGCAAAGGAGAACAGGAACCUAUCCGUGUCGAGCGUGUCUUAUGCGGACGUUGGACUGGCCCGCCACGACGGCACACGGAUCCGCGCCAACAGCACCGACAGCGAGCGCAUGGGCCUGCUCUCGGACUCUGCGAGCAUCGGAAUGGCGGAUGCGCGAUCAUCUCAGGCUCACAACCGCGGAAUGAGCGUCAGCUCCGGCUUCGCCUCGCCCGCGCUGACCCGACGAUCGGGAGACUCGCACACCAACACGCCGGGCCAGGCUCCCAGCGAAGCCAGGGCGGGAUCGAGCCCGGAGCUCGUGGAGGCGGACCUAGGCGAGGAAGCGAUGCCGCCGCCGGGCUACGAGGAUGUUUCCCUGGCCGACGACGACGACGAUUUCCGGGACCGGUCAUUCGAAGGGGACCCGGGCGAGCGUGCCCUGCGGCCGGCGGUCGGCGCUGUGGGCGGCAUCCCUCGGCUGCCGAGUCUGAGGAUCAGCGAUCUCCCUGCGAUUGUGGUAGAGCCGUCAAGCGCGCAGCCGCCGGAUCACGAGCACGAGGCUGAGGCUGAGGCUGAACGAAGACUGUAA